Molecule: messenger RNA, 1103 nt
Organism: Vombatus ursinus (common wombat)
Lineage: Eukaryota; Metazoa; Chordata; Mammalia; Diprotodontia; Vombatidae
Gene: USP19
Product: ubiquitin specific peptidase 19
Exons: 4
Coding region: 42-623 (193 amino acids)
Biological process (GO): protein deubiquitination
Molecular function (GO): cysteine-type deubiquitinase activity
Source: RefSeq, a predicted model, not a curated record
GUCCAAAGUGUAAACAGCACAGAGAGGCCUCCAAGCAGCUGAUGCUGUGGCGCCUUCCAAAUGUGCUCAUUAUCCAGCUGAAGCGCUUCUCCUUUCGCAGCUUCAUCUGGAGGGAUAAAAUCAAUGACAUGGUGGAAUUCCCUCUCAGGAACCUGGACUUGAGCAAAUUUUGCAUAGGCCAGAAGGAUGACCGGCAACUUCCAACCUAUGACUUGUAUGCAGUCAUCAACCACUAUGGGGGCAUGAUUGGGGGCCACUACACCGCUUAUGCCCGCCUGCCUAGUGACAAGAGCAGCCAGCGGAGUGACGUGGGCUGGAGACUAUUUGAUGACAGCACAGUGACCACAGUAGAUGAAAGCCAGGUAGUGACCCGCUACGCCUAUGUCCUCUUUUAUCGUCGGCGAAACUCUCCUGUGGAGAGGCCUCCAAGGGCCCCUUCGGCUGACCACCACCCUGACCUGGGCCCAGCUACUGAGGCGGCCACCAGCCAGCAUGCGGGUAUAGUGGGCAUAAUCUAUCCUUCAACUCGAUCCGUCAACUCUGCUCUCCACCUCCUCCCUCACUGGGCUGGGCUCCAUGGGAAUGCCAGGGGACCGUCCCCUCUGACCACGCCUGGCACAUAGGAGGAACUCGAGAUGUGGGCAGAACAAGAACUCUCUACCUGAAGAGAUCAGUCAUAGGCCAAGGCCAUUGGAGCUUUGGCUUAUGGGGGAAAGAAAACCACGCUGUGAUUGUUUAAGCCCUGGAAGUGCAUGGGGCAGAGCUGCACUGCGAUUGGCUGACCAAGUUAUCUGGGUCAGGGAAGAAAAGCUGUGCUGUGUUGGGAUGUCUUCUGUGAGCAAGACUCCUUUCAUCCAGAGGAGAACUGAGCAGUGAUAACUGGAUCCUUUUUGAUCCUGGGGGCUGGAAAGCUGAACUCUGAUUGACUGUCUGAGUGAGAUACAUUGUGCUGGAGAAAGUCAUGCCAGGAUUGCCCUGUGCCCCCUUGAAAUUCACCUCAGAUGAUCACUACAGAUGGCUACCACCUACCUUCUGACUGCUUGACCCUGGGACUGCAGGUGGACAGCCCCAGCACCCAUUCCUAGGGUGGCCAGGGUGGGGCU